CUAGCCAGCUAGCUUACCCCGAUCUGUGCAUGCAACUAUAGAUCGAUCAACUACUCGAUCAGCCACUGGCACGAGUGGGGGGCGUCUUGAUCGCAGCAAGGCAGAGGCAGCACUGUUUCUCGCAUCCGCAAGCGAUAAUGGACGCCGCUGCCUUUUUCGUUCCUCUGCUCGUCGUUGCCGUCUUCGCUGCGGCGGCCGCACCGGCGCCGGCGUCCGCGGCGCGGGCCUUCUUCGUGUUCGGCGACUCCCUCGUCGACAACGGCAACAACAACUACCUGAUCACCACGGCGCGCGCCGACGCGCCGCCGUACGGCAUCGACUUCCCGACGCACCAGGCCACGGGCCGCUUCUCCAACGGGCUCAACAUUCCCGACAUUAUCAGUGAGCAUCUCGGUGCCGAGCCUGCGUUGCCGUACCUCAGCCCUCAGCUCCGAGGGGAGAAGCUGCUCGUCGGCGCGAACUUCGCGUCGGCCGGCGUCGGGAUCCUGAACGACACAGGCGUGCAGUUCGUGAACAUAAUCAGGAUCGGCGAUCAGCUGCAGUACUUCCGGGAGUACCAGCGCAAGCUGAGGGCUCUGGUCGGCGAGGAGCAGGCGAAGCGGCUCGUGAACGGGGCUCUGGUGCUCAUCACGCUGGGCGGCAACGACUUCGUGAACAACUACUACCUCGUGCCCAUGUCCGUGCGGUCGCGCCAGUUCGCCAUCCAGGACUACGUCCCGUUCAUCAUCUCCGAGUACAAGAAAAUCCUCGCGAGGCUGUACGAGCUGGGGGCGCGGCGCGUGAUCGUGACGGGGACGGGGCCGCUGGGGUGCGUGCCGGCGGAGCUGGCGCUGCACAGCCGCGGCGGGGAGUGCGCGGCUGAGCUGACGCGCGCCGUGGACCUCUACAACCCGCAGCUGGUGAGCAUGGUGCACGGCCUCAACCGCGAGCUCGGCGCCGACGUCUUCGUCACCGCCAACACCUACCGCAUGAACUUCGACUACAUCAACAACCCCCAGAACUACGGUUUUACGAACGUGCAGGUAGCGUGCUGCGGGCAGGGGCCGUACAACGGGAUCGGGCUCUGCACGGCGGCAUCGAACGUGUGCGAGGACCGGGAGGCGUUCGCGUUCUGGGACGCGUUCCACCCCACGGAGAAGGCCAACCGCAUCGUCGUCGGCCAGUUCAUGCACGGCUCCACCGACUACAUGCACCCCAUGAACCUCAGCACCAUCCUCGCCGUCGACGAGGAAAGGCUCUAGUUUGAUAGACAGAUACAUACAUAUGUACUGAUCGCGUCGAUCAUCGGGAGCACGUUACGUACGUACUCCGCUAUACUAGUUAUAUCUAUCAUGAACGGCACGGAGUAUAAUACACUCUCCACCUGUGUAACAAUUUCAAUUUGGUUAUUUAGUGUAUUUGUUGGCUGAAUCAGAAUGCUGCUGCUUUCGUGAUGAACCAAUCGCUAAU
Messenger RNA from Oryza brachyantha (malo sina), 1449 nucleotides. Its product is annotated as GDSL esterase/lipase At5g33370-like. The transcript has 5 exons. Lineage: Eukaryota; Viridiplantae; Streptophyta; Magnoliopsida; Poales; Poaceae. Bases 138 to 1241 code for a protein of 367 amino acids. Gene Ontology annotation, molecular function: hydrolase activity, acting on ester bonds. The record is from RefSeq and is a predicted model, not a curated record.